GUUUCAGUCACGCGCGGUCGCUUUUGUCUGACAUUUUAUUAUUCGGGGAUGUGUUGUUAUUAUCUCGGCGAUGUUAUUUGGAUAAAUUUACAUUUGUAAGCGAUUCAAUGUUUCCAAUUUCUCAGAGGGUUGUUUGGUCCGGUGUCCAAUUUACGUAUUAGUUAGUUAGUGGAGAACAUUCAAGAUGCCUGUGACUCUCGUAGACAGGUUGCCCUUGCCGAAUCUCAAGGUUUACUCGGCGGGAAGUGUUUUAUUGUUAUCGGUAGCCAUGUAUUAUGCCGUGAAUGUGACGAGUGAUCCGAACUGGAAGGCUAACACAACCCUGCAGAAACAGGAGACGGCCUCGGGGAUCGUAGAAGGCGAAGCGGCGAAGAUGGUGCAACCAGCGGUAACAGCGGUAAUUGCAGAGCCUCCGAUGACCGAUACGAAGAAUUUUAGCGACCAGUUUCUAGAAGUGAUGACCUUUAUGAUGCAGGAGCCAUUGUGUAUGUGGACACUUAUCAAUAUGGCGUACUGCUCGCUGGCCUUGUUCGGAUUCUUCAUUCAAAAGGUCGUGUUUGGAAGGCUAAGGGUCUCGGAGGCGCAGCGCGUCAAGGACAAGUUCUGGAAUUAUUUGUUCUACAAGUUUAUCUUCGUGUUCGGCGUUCUCAAUGUGCAGUACAUGGACGAGGUGCUGCUCUGGUGCUCCUGGUUCACUCUCGUCGGCUUCCUACACCUGCUCGGUCAGCUCUGCAAGGAUAGAUUCGAUUAUCUGGCAUCGUCACCGACCUCGGCUCGCUGGGCAAACACUCGUGUCCUCUGUCUAUUGAUGGGCAUCCUGACUGCUGCAUCAGCUCUCUUCGUGGUGGCUGUCGUGUGGGGCCUGCCGGCCGGGAAAGACACAUUCGCCUUCAUGGCCGCGGAGUGUCUGCUGCUGGGCGUGUCUGCGCUACACGUGUUGGCACGCUUUACGCUGCGAGCUCACGACGCGGACGCGGCCGGGCCCGCUGCCUACUACACGCACCUCGUCUUCGACGCCGUGUCGCUGGUAACGGAGACGAUCCACGUGGCGCACAUGGUGGUGUACAGCAACGUGGUGGUGUCCAUGGCGUCGCUGGUGCUGCUCAUGCAGCUGCGCCACCUGCUGUACGCCAUGCUCGCGCGGCUGCGGCGCCACCGCCUCUACACCGCGCUCUCCUCGCACAUGAGCCGCAACUACCCCAUGGCGAGCGCGGAGGAGGUGCUGAAGCACGAGGACAACUGCGCCAUCUGCUGGGAGCCCAUGAAGGAGGCGCGCAAGCUGCCGUGCUCGCACCUGUUCCACAACUCGUGCCUGUGCCGCUGGGUGCAGCAGGACGCGUCGUGCCCCACGUGCCGCCGCGCGCUGUCGGCCGGCGGCGACGCGCGCCCCGCCGAGCCGCCCGCCGCCGGCGCCAACCACCUCUUCCACUUCGACGGUUCCCGAUACGUGUCCUGGCUGCCGAGCUUCUCCGUGGAGGUGACGCGUCGCGCGGGCGUGGACCUGGGCCCCGGCCUGGCCGCGGCCACGGCGGCGACGGCGGCGAGGCCGGCGCCCGACGCGGCCGCCGAGUCCACCGCGCUGGUCGAGCAGGUGCAGCGCCUGUUCCCGCAGUACCCGCGCGCGCUGCUCGUGGCCGACCUGGCCGUGACGCGCUCCGCGCACCUCACCAUCGACAACAUCCUCGAGGGCCGCCUGCCGCCGCCGCCGCCGCCGCGGCCCGCCGUCGCGCCCGCGCCCGCCGCGCCCGACGCCGACUCGCCCCCGCUCCCGGACGAGCUCGACGAGGACGACUCGGCAGAGAACGCGUUCUCGGCGACGGCGGCCGAGCGCGAGGCCGCGCUGCAGCGCCGCAAGGCCGAGCUGCGCGCCGCCGCCCGCGCGCGCUUCCUGCGCCGCCGCCCCGCGCCCGCGCCCGCGCCCGCGCCCGCCGAGCGCAGCCCGCGCAGCUGA
Molecule: messenger RNA, 1951 nt
Organism: Vanessa atalanta (red admiral)
Lineage: Eukaryota; Metazoa; Arthropoda; Insecta; Lepidoptera; Nymphalidae
Product: E3 ubiquitin-protein ligase AMFR-like
Exons: 8
Coding region: 185-1951 (588 amino acids)
Biological process (GO): ubiquitin-dependent protein catabolic process; endoplasmic reticulum unfolded protein response; protein K48-linked ubiquitination
Cellular component (GO): cytosol; endoplasmic reticulum; ubiquitin ligase complex
Molecular function (GO): ubiquitin binding; ubiquitin protein ligase activity
Source: RefSeq, a predicted model, not a curated record